AACCAACCAGCUGACAACAAUUGCCUUCAAUGUGCAACAUCGACCAUCUGCCCUACUUCCGCGCCCAGCUGGACCAGGUACUCCAGCGGGAAGGUUUCACCCCAGGACUUUGUUCCGUCGAAACCGGUGCCGGUUCCGCCCUUAGCGAUGGCUUCAUGAGCGGGAUGGUGAGGGUACGCGUUCGCGAAGCAGGUCGGCCCGAGUUGGUGCUGCUGUGCAAGGUUCCGCUGGAGAACGCGGCGAGACGGGCGCAGGCCAUCGGGCUGUUUGAGCGGGAAGUUCGCGCGUACAACGAGCUGCUUCCGAUGCUGGGCGAGUUCCAGCGGGAGCGUGGAGUGCGCGAAGGGGAUGGGUUCUUCAACGUGCCGCGGUGUUUUGGGGCGUUUUGCGUGCCGGAACGGCUGGAAGCUAUGCUGAUUUUGGAGGAUUUGCGGGAGCGCGGGUUUCGGAUGUGGAACAAGUACGAGCCGGUGGAUUUGAAGCACACGCAGUUGGUGAUGGGGUAUUUGGGGAAGCUGCACGCGGUUUCGUUCGCGUUGCGGGAGCAGAAGCCGGAGGUGUUCCGGGGGUUGGCUAGUUACAAGGAUUCGAUGCUGACGGUGCUGGAAGAGGGUGACUUCUUCGUGAAUAUGUUGAGGAGCAUGUGUGAUCGGGCGGUGGGGACGUUGGAGGUUCACGAGGAGUUCUACAGGGAGAAGGUGCUCGACUUGCAGACCAAUCUGAAGGAGGAGAUCAAGCGAUGUGUUAGCGCGGAGUUUGCCGAGCCGUACGCCGUGGUUGGUCAUGGAGAUUGCUGGAUCAACAACUGCAUGUUUACCUACGAGAGUGAUGACACAACUCCAAAAGACCUCAACUUUGUUGAUUGGCAAAUCUGUCGGUACGGAUCUCCGGCAAUCGAUUUGGUGUACUUUCUGUUCUUGGGCACCGACGACCAGUUCCGGAGUGAACACUACUCGAACGUCAUCGACGUCUACUACCGAUCGCUGUGCGACCACUUGACCAAGCUUGGCGGAGAUCCGGCGAAGCAGUUCCCUCGGGCGGAACUCAACAAACAGUUGAAAGCGUUUGGAAAGUUUGCGUUUGUGAUGGCCAUAUUGAUCCUGCCCGUGAUUUGUACUCCCAGCGAAGAUUUGCCUGAUCUGGACAAGACUGCGGAGGGGGUCGAGAAGCAGGACGGUGGAUCUUACCAUAUCGGCGCUAACAGUGAGGUUGGCGAAUCGCGGUACCGUAAGCGGAUUAGCGGGGUGAUUCGGGACCUGGUGCGGUUUGGGUAUUUGUAAUUAUUUAGAAAUGAAGCAAAUAAAACAAACUUUAAGCGCUCCAAUUUUGUUAAGUAGUCGCGCGAACCUCAUAACCUUCCAAUGCAGGCAAUAUAUCAACUAAUAAUGAGUUAUUUAUCACCGUAAUUAGCUUUUAUGGCCGUAAUCUUAAAUUAUAUGCAAUCGCAAAACUCUGACAAUCCAACCAACUCUGGGUAGAGAACUCCCACUGGAGAAUAAAAAAGGUGCGCUUC
Molecule: messenger RNA, 1513 nt
Organism: Culex quinquefasciatus (southern house mosquito)
Lineage: Eukaryota; Metazoa; Arthropoda; Insecta; Diptera; Culicidae
Exons: 2
Coding region: 30-1280 (416 amino acids)
Source: RefSeq, a predicted model, not a curated record